CAAACUGGAAAGGAAAGGAGUAUUUUUGAGAAGGCUGGACGUUAUAAUUACAAUGAUCAUGAAAACACGCAAUGCACGUUGGAAUUUAACAACUACACGAUAUAAAUACUAGCAAAUUGCGGUAUCGAAUCAGGAUACAGGAAUAAGGUUUCCUAUCCAGGGCUUACUAUAGGAAACGUGGUUGGAAAUAAGGUAAGCACUGGGGACGAGGUUGCAGUGCAUUGUAAUCACACAGCGUUAUAAGGGUAUUUCUCUACUGCGCCUGCGCUGAAUCUAGGUUGGGGACUUCCCCGUGUGUGCAAUAACACUAUGAUAACUGGCAGACUGUGUUCAUGUAAAAAUCGAUACAGGUACGGUACGGAUCGUUACCAUUCGCGUGAAAUUGCGUGAAAAUAUAGGCAUAUAUUCUCAGAUAGAAUAUCCUUAUACCUUCGGCCAUGGCAUACAUACCUAGUCGUUCUCAGACAUCAGUUCGCGUUCGACUACCUCCUCACAAAUAUCAAUCAAAAGGACCACAACUGAAAAAUAAGGUAUGGAUAUAUUUCCAGAAAGCCAGCGGAGGGUGCAAAGUUGAGGAUGUUAAUAUCGUAUUCGCGAAUGCCAGUGGCUUGUGGAUGGUAGUCACAUUCGUUGAGCCUUCAGGUGUUCGGCAGGCACUAGCAAAGAGACAUCAUGAGAUGGAGAUUGACGGAGGAUUUCUGACCAGCCUGGAAGUAUAUCCAGAUGAGCUUCCCCCGGUUAAAUCACCUCAAGAUGUUGAAAAUAUCAGCCAACAUUCCGCUUGCAACCAAAGUUCAUUAUCAUAUCGAAGUGACCAGACAAUGUUGUCAGGUCAUUCAUCGAAUCAACCUGACAAGAUCGGGGGUCAUAGUAACGAUGACGUUCAAGAAGAAUACUCUGUACCCCUCUGCCAACGAGGAGUCGGGAUUGACGAACAAGACGAGUUGAGCGAGGAUUGGGGUAGUGAUGAUGAUGAUGAUGAUGAUGAGGAUGGGGAUGAUGGGGGGGAUGAUGAUGAUGAUGAUGAUGAUGACUCUCCGUGUGUUGAUCCAGAGUUUGAUGAAGACCAAUUGUGCUCUUCUUCCGGCGAGGAUGAGUCACAGGAUUCAGAAGGUGAAGAUGAUGAGCUGGUUGUUGAGGUGACCGACUUCAAGCCAUCGACGUCAGAUGAGAUGCUCAGGCUCUAUUUUGAGACCCCUCGUAAAUCUGGAGGAGGUGACCUCAAAACAUUUGACCAUGACCCCAAGACUGGAGCCAUCAUAUUGACAUUUGAGAAUCCAUCAGUUGCUCGGACUGUAACCGCCAGAUCGCAUAGGGUUGAGGGUGCAGCUCUGUCAGUGCGACAGAUUGUGAAGAAGAAACCUCGCCCUCGUCCAGUCAAAAAGCGAUGUCUUCUUCUAAGCGGGAUUCCUGAUGGGUGUGAUGCAGAGCUUGUAACAAUGUUUAUUGAUACUCGGUCUGGAAUAGAUGAGUUCGAUAUACAAUAUGGUGAGAUGCGUCGAAAAGCACUCUGCACAUUCACGGAGGAUAUCCCAGACAUGGAGGUAGUCAUCAAAAGGAUUUGCAAAAAGAAGUUGCAAGGAUCCUUUGUGACAGCAGAGAAGGUGCAUGAGUCGGACUCUAUCCUAGUGCAAGGGGUCUCACCGAAAGCACCUCUGGAGAUGAUCGAGUUGUAUUUUGACAACAAAAAGAAAAGUGGUGGCACCGGUGUCAGAGACGUACAGCAGGGACCAACGGACACUCAGGCUAUUGUCUACUUUGACGACUGGAGAGUUGUUGGUGACGUUCUGUCGAGAAGGGGUACCCACAAGGUUGGCGGCACUGAGCUGUUGGUUGAAGAAUACCAUGAAUGUCUGGGAAGACUUAGUUUAUUAGAUGUCCCAACUCCUCAUGUCCCUAAGCCAGUCACUGUACAAGUCCAAGAACCCAUCAUGGAGUUCAUCUUCGGGAAGGGCCAACACACAAAGAAGACAUUGAUUCAGAAGCUGAGGGAUGCAAAGGCCAUUCUGAAAUGGCCAGAUGGUGAUGAUAAGACAACAGCUAGGCUGGAACCUCUACUGGAAGGUGGACAGCGACAAUCAUCUCGGCUCAAAUGGUCUGAAACUGCUAUCCAAGUUCUGACUGAAUUCCUGAACAGGUGUAAGUCAUCCAGAAUUGCAGUCCCACCGCCAUUUUGGAAAGACUUCAUUGGUAGAAUAAAUCAGCUGAACACCAAGAGCUUCUCCAUUCAGCAUGAUGCCAGCACUCAUCUAGUCACUCUGGUUGGAGAGCAGCAAGAUGUUGACAAAGGAUGUACUGAUGUCAAUAAAAUCAUUAAGGAGUUGAAAGCAAAGCCCAAGCAUUUUCGCCAAAAAAAGAAAGGGGGUAUUUUGACCUUCUGUCGCUGUACAAUCAUCCAGAUUGCACUGAGGGAUAAAAAUUGCUUCGGUCUUUCACCGACAGAUACUAGACUAUCCUUACGUUCCGAAGCCAUGGCAUAUAUUCCUACUCCUAGCCAUUCGCAGACUUCCAUUCGCCUUCGACUACCUCUUGACAAAUAUCAAUCCAAAGGACCUCAACUGAAAAAUCAAAUUUGGACAUAUUUCCAAAAAGACCAAGUCAGCGGAGGUUGCGAAGUGGAGGAUGUUAAUAUCGUCUUCAAGGAUGACGGUGGAGUGUGGAUGACAGUCGCUUUCGCUGAGCCUUCAGGUGUUCAGCAGGCAUUAGCACAGACACGUCAUGAGCUAGAGAUUGAUGGAUUUCUGACCAGCCUGGAAAUACAUCCAGAUGAGCUCUGUCAUCAAGAUGAGAGUAUCUCCUCGGUUCAUUCUAAUCUGGAGUCUUACCUUGAAUCCUUCAUAAAAUCCAAUGUGGUAGUGGAAAGUAUUGGGAAUAACGAACAAAACAACCUUGGUGAGGAUGGAGGUAGUGAUGAUGAUGAUGAUGACUCGUCGUGUGUUGAUCCAGAGUUUGAUGAAGACCAGUUGUCAUCUUCUUCCGGUGAGAAUGACUUUUCAGAUUCAGAAGGUGAAGAUGAUGAGCUGGUUGUUGAGGUGACUGACUUCAAGCCAUCCACGUCAGAUGAGAUGCUCAGGCUCUAUUUUGAGACCCCUAGUAAAUCUGGAGGAGGUGACCUCAAAACAUUUGAACGUAACCCCAAGACUAGUGUGAUCAUGCUGACAUUUGACAAGCCAUCAGUUGCUCGGUCAGUUACCGCCAGAUCACAUAGGGUUAAUGGUGCAGCUCUGUCAGUGCGACAGAUUGUGAAGGAGAAACCUCGCCCUCGUCCAGUCAAGAAGCGAUGUCUGUUUCUCAGCGGAAUUCCUGAUGGGUGUAAUUCAGAGCUUGUGACAAUGUUCAUUGAGAAUCGGUCUGGUACGGAUGAGUUCAAGAUACAAUAUGGUGAGAUGCCUAGAACAGCAAUCUGCACAUUUACAGAGGAUAUCACAGACGCGGAGGGAGUCAUCAAAAGGAUUUCUACAAAGAAGUUGCAAGGAUCCUUUGUGACAACAGAGCAGUUGAAGGAGUCGGACUCUAUCCUAGUGCAAGGGGUCUCGCCAAAGGCAUCUUUGGAGAUGAUUGAGUUGUAUUUUGACAACAAAAAGAAAAGUGGCGGCACCGGUGUCCGAGAAGUACAGCAGGGACCAACGGACACUCAGGCUAUUGUCUACUUUCAAGAUUGGAAAGUUGUCGGUGAUGUUUUGUCGAAAAGGGGUGCCCACAAGGUUGGCGGCACUGAGCUACUUGUUGAAGAGUACCAUGAAUGUCUGGGAAGACUGAGUCCAUUAGAUGCCCCUACUCCUCAUGUCCCAAAGCCAGUCACUGUACAAGUCCAAGAACCCAUCAUGGAGUUCAUCUUCGGUAAGGGCCAACACACAAAGAAGACUUUGACUCAGAAGCUUAGGGAUGCAAAGGCCAUUCUGAAAUGGCCAGAUGGUGAUGAUAAGACAACAGCUAGUCUGGAACCUCUACUGGAAGAUGGACAGCGACAACCAUCCUGGCUCAAAUGGUCUGAAACUGCUACCCAAGUUCUAACCGAUUUCCUAAACAGGUGUAAGUCUUCCAGGAUAGCAGUCCCACCACGUUUUUGGAAAGACGUCAUCGAAAUAAUAGAUAAAUUUGACACCAAGAGCUUCUCCAUUCAGCUGGAUGCCAGCACUCAUCUAGUCACUCUGGUUGGGGAGCAGCAAGACGUUGAUAACGGACGCAGUGACAUUAAAGGAGUUAUCGAAGAGUUAAGAGCAAAGGCCGAGAAUGAAGAUCAGCAAAUAAAAGUAGACAUACUCUUGACAGAUGAGAAGUCCCAGCCCUUUAUCAAAUGUGGCAUUAAGGACCAAACUGAAAAGGACUUUCCAAACCUGAGGAUCACUGUAAUCCCAUUACAAGAUGAAGUCACACUCAUUUUUGAAGGAUCAAGUAAGAUCGUCCAGGAAGCAGAGCUGUCGAUGCGGAGACAAAUGGACAGUCUAGAGAAAGUAGAAAUCAAAAUUGGACGUAACAAAGUCAAGUUCGUUCAGAAUCAUACCGACAAAAUCCAUGAGAUCUUGGGUUCACAGGGCAUUCGAGCAGCGUGUAAUGGAUCCGAUGAUGGCAAGAUCAUCAUAUUAGGUGCCACUAAGAAGGAUAUGGUCCAAGCUAAAGCGUACAUCAAUCAAGAAAUAGAAGAGGAUGUCAUUCCAAUCAAGGAUCAGACUGUGCUUUCUGUACUGAAGAGCCAAGAAGGGAGAGAUCUGCUUGAUGAAGCAAACCAGCAGAAGUUUACCGUGGUGAAUAUCAGUGAAAGAGAAGAUAUGGUAGAGCUGGCUGGAUUCAAGACUAGCCUGGUAGAGGUCAAACAGAACAUACAAGCUUUCCUGGCAAAAAACGUCAUCAACAAAGAUUUCAUUAACAUGAGUAAGAGCAAAAUGGAUGUCCUCCUCAAGCGUUAUGGUAAGUCAUUGGACAGCUGGGCAAAGCAACACGAGCACAAUCACAUGAAGAUCGCUCCAGAAUCCGGCAGUAGAACGGGUAUUUUAAUUCAAGGUAAUGAAGAAGGAUUGAUGAUAGCUCGUCGGUUUGUUAAUUCAUUGGCGGACGGAAUCGAAGACCCAAGUCCUUCAAGCAGCAGCGAAUCGGAUGAGCAAGAGCUGCUUCAGCCGGAUGUUGCAAUGAAGGUGGUAAAGCAGGUUCCCCCUGUGGCAGCUAAGCCUCGUAAGAAGGUACGCUCUUUGAAGGCUUCCCCCGACAAACGUGAAGCAGCAGAGAUGGCCAUGAUGAUGGUAACUGACCAGAGUGCCUCAGUAUCACUGCCUCCCCAGGCUACUCCUGUAUCAGUGAGUACUAGGCCUGAUACCUUCCAAAGAUUUGCUUCGAUGACUCCAAGACAAGUACAUGUAUCACCAAGACAAGUACACGUAUCACCAAGACAAGUACAUGUAUCACCAUACAGCGGAACCUUUGUAACAAGGGAGAGAAUGCAAAUUUCGGUUUGCCAGGGUGACAUCACAAAGCAGUCAGUAUCCGCUGUAGUCAAUCCAACGGACCCGGCCUUGCGUAACGCAGGAGGUGUGUCCAGGGCUUUAGCGUCUGCUGCUGGUGCUCCACUACAGAAGCAUUGUUUAGACAUGAUGAAGAGUCGUCCUAACAAUGUUUUGAACAUAACGGAAUGCAUCCUCACACCGGGGUUCAAUCUCAACUGCCUCAUCAUCCAUGCCGUGGGACCAGGCAAAAAUGGCCCGAACUUUAGCAAUGAACUGCAGGAUACAUUUCUGAACUGUUUGCUCAAAGCAGAGGAAAAUGAGGUGCGCUCCUUAGCAGUGCCGUUGAUAGGUUCGGGAUCAGCUGGCUCGCCCAAGGAUGUCUGUGCCGAUGCCCUUGUUUCUGCUUUGCUGAAAUUUAGUAGUCAAUCCAGUAUGAAUCUUCGUGAUGUACAGUUGGUGAACAUUGAUCAUGAAUCUUGCGUUGCAAUCACACAGGCCUUGCAGAACAGCGGACUCCAUGCAACAAGCAUGCCAUGAUGUACUUUCCUUCGUUAGCAUGGUGGGUUUCAGAUCGAUUUGAUAAUAGGAAUUCCCAAAGACUUCAACGAGUUAGUAGUACAAUCACAAAUUUUUUACUGCAUGCACAAUGUUAAAUUUGAACUAAAUUAAAUUAGGCUUUAGCAUAUAAUGAUAUAGGCCUAUAUGCUGAUAAUUUCAAUCUAGUGUUGGAUUUCAUCAGUAAAAAAAAAGGCCUAUAGGCGCUAGGCCUAAAUCAUUCUCGAAAUGAUUUUUUUUGUAGGUAAAUACAUGGUGGUCUAGGGUUCAGGUUUUUUCUUUUUGCUGCCCAAAUGGAGGGGCAGUCGCUUAAGCCCUGUAUAUCCGCUACCAAGUUGUAGUAGGCCCAUUUCAUUGGUUUAAAAUUGGGCCUAAAGUCUACUAUCAGUGAGUGACAAAAACAAUUGGGACUAUUUGUUACAGCUUACCCUAGCUAGCAUCUGCUCCAUGAAGUCUAGAGCACAAUUACAUGUAUUACAGAACACACAUUUGAGACCGCUGGAUAUUCACUUUUCAGAUCAUUUGUGUUGGGCCACACAUCGACAACAGUACGCUAAUCCCACGUGUUUAUUGUUGAUUACUCCAAGAUGGUCACCUUACAAUUUCCUAACAGUCAGUGGUGCUUCCAGAAUUUGGCUUGGGGGGAGCUCACAAUUUUUGUUUAGAAGUUUGAAUUUUUUUUUCAAAUUUAGAACUAAUAUAUUUGACAUCUGGAACGUGUUGGCCCACACAGCUUUUGCCGCAAGUGUUUAAAAGUAGCUCAAAACGACAUAGAAAAGGCUUUUUUUCUUGUAUUUACAACUUCAACAUGUUGAUAAGUUGGGCACUGUUUAUGGGAGCUUGCUGUUGUAUGUGUAUCUAUACAAGCAUGGGUGGGUCACAACAGGUAUCGUGCCCACUACUUCGGCAAAACUACCAAUACUUUUGAAGUGUAACUUUUUAAACUUUAUAAUGUUUGCUGCAAUAAGUGUUGUUUAAUAGUUACACAUGCAUGCGUAGGAAGACAGAUUAUUUGCUGUUAAAAGUCGACUUGUAUACUUUAAUUUCCAUAUUCACAGCACUGAGGAAUAUUAUUAGAAAGCCAAACUGUUUGUACACAAAAGUGUUAUCUAUGGAAUGAUCAAUGGAACAUUUAUGCAAUAUUUGCUUUGUAAUUUCUGUUAAAAGGUUUGUUCGGUAAUUGAAAUGAUUUAGAAAAGUACAAAAAUACAAAUACAGGACACUGAAAUGGACACUGUUAACAUUAUUUACAAUGUUGACAAAAUGUCAUGGUUUGCCAUAUCAAAUAUGUGUGCAUGUAUAGACUUCCUUCAUGACAGCCAUCUUGGAUCUAUAUUGAAUUCAUUAACAAUGAAUGCACUAAAUGUCUUCUCAUGCUCGUCCAA
Patiria miniata (bat star) is the source of this 7378-nucleotide messenger RNA. RefSeq lists its product as uncharacterized. Lineage: Eukaryota; Metazoa; Echinodermata; Asteroidea; Valvatida; Asterinidae. Gene Ontology annotation, cellular component: cytoplasm; nucleus. Gene Ontology annotation, biological process: negative regulation of gene expression. The coding region runs from base 438 to 5975 and encodes 1845 amino acids. The transcript is spliced from 16 exons. The record is from RefSeq and is a predicted model, not a curated record. Gene Ontology annotation, molecular function: transcription corepressor activity.